Messenger RNA from Cladocopium goreaui, 2766 nucleotides. Lineage: Eukaryota; Dinophyceae; Suessiales; Symbiodiniaceae. The record is from the annotation of a GenBank genome assembly.
GAGAAGAGCAGCAAGGCAGUUGUUCUGUCAAAACGCUUACCGGAGGACUUCAUUGAAAAUACCUUGAUGCCCCAUUUGGAGAGUCAGAUGUUGUACAACAUCCACGUCUACACACCAGCUGAACUGACCCAGAUUGCGAGAGCUUAUAGCAAGCAAGAUGUGAGACAGCUGGCACUUUGCCGAAAGCUAGCUGAUCACAUGAAGGAUCGCAUGAAGGGUUUCGAGGCAAUCGAUGUAGUGGAUGCCCUGGGCCCUAUGUGGACCAUGACUCCCGACGACGACGAACUUUUCGAGGUUUUGGAGCAGAAGAUCUAUGAGAAGAUUGACGACUUCACUGCCUUAAACUUCAUGGGCAUCGUCCGCAUCUACAACAAGAGGGCAUCCAAACAUCAUCAGCUUCUGACCAAGAUCGUCCCAAGGCUGAAGGAUUUGUUGGCCAAGUAUGAGGGCGUGGAGCUGUCCGAAAUGUUGGUCUCCAUGGCGCAGUCCAAAGAAACUGACAUGGACAUCCUCAUGACUCUGGUGCCAGAAGUGGAACGACGAUACAAUGAGGUUUCAUUGCUCCACUCCCUGAACAAUGUUUGGGCUUUGUGCCAACUGAAGAUUAAACAUCCCAGACUCUUGGAGAAGGUGGCUCAGGACUUGUCGAAUCCGCAGAAGUCCAAAGAUCUGACAGCAGGCUACAUGGCUCGAAUCGUUUGGGUCUACCGCAUGUGCGGCUCUUGGGACUUGGUCUCCGACACGUUGCUGCCCAUGAUCCGCGCCUCCAGCGCUGAGUUCCGCACGGGAGACUUCGCGCGACUGGCGCAGGCAUUGCCGGAAGAACGGCAGACCUUGACCAGAGUGGCCCACAAUCUUCGCGGUGGUCUUGGUGACAUGGGCCGCAAGGACUUCCUUAUGUACCUCCUGGGCCUCGUGCAUGGUGAGGUUCUCGAAGACCGACCCGAUGCAGGUCAUGAUUUUGGUGAGAUCACUGGAGCUUGUCUCAACUACAUCAAAGAGGACCAGGAUAACUUCAAAAGGGAUGAAGUGCAGAGGAUCGUGUACCUCCUGCAUCACUCCCCAAAGUACCGCUUCUUAGAAGAUGAGCUGCCUGCCUCUUGGAACGCGACCAAGGAGGAGACGCUCGAUUUCAUUCGCGCCAAAGGAUGCUUGGUGAUGCUUCAGAUUGGUUGUAGGUCAAUGUCGAAGGGCUACGACUCUUGCAAAGCUACAGCCGAGGGGUCUGAAGUUCUCGAUGACAUGCCCUUCGGUCGAUUCCAUAUUGCUCAUCUCACUUUUGCCAUCCUCGCAGUGAGUGUGCUGGCGAUACCCUAUGACUCCUGGAAAACAGCGCCGACGAACGUGUGUUUGUUCAGAGAUGACCCCAUAUAUGUUUCCUGGACUCCAGAUCCAUUUUGGCCCAACUCUCAGCGAAGAAGCGUCACGUGGCGCCGGGAGGAACUCCAUGUUGCAGGUUUUAACGUCACCGAGGCGCCGGGCGAGAGGAACUCUCCACUUUUGCCGCAGCCUUUCAAGCAGGCAGAUGGCAGAUGGCAGGAGAUGGCAGGUUGCGCUUUUGGGACUUUUGUCGCUCCAGUCUUGGCAGACCGCAUCGGUGGCUUGGCCAAACUUGGCCAAACUCUCCGGAGUCGAAAGCCAACGCUGACAUUCUCUCUCACCGCAGCAGCCUUGUUGUCCUAUGCUUCAGCUACAGCACGAUCGCUUCAUAUGCUGCUAGUUCUGCGGACAGUCAGUUCCGCCAUUUGGGCCAUUGCUUGGAAUACGGUGAGUCCUUGGUACAUCGAGUUUCUUCCAACUCGUACACGUGGUGCCAUGCUGACAGCGCUGAGUCUAGGGUGGCCAGUAGGACGUGGUAUCUCCAUUUGCUGUUCGAACUAUUUUCACUCCGAUUGGCAGAAGCUACAAGAGCUCCCAGCCAUUGCCAUGCUGCUGCUGGCCAUCGGGACCAGAUUCAUCCACGAAUCUCCCAGGUUUUUGGCCGCUAGAGGCCGCACAGAUGAGGCACGGCAAGUGCUCCAAGAGGUUCACCGAAGCAACGGCAGCGAAUGGAACUCCAAGUGUCAACUCUGUCUAGAUGAUUCCAGCACUCAAAGCAUGGAUGAGAGGACUUGGCAAGAGCUGUUUUCACCAGACUACGUUGGGCGCAUCGCCUUUUGUUGGACACUGUUCUCGUUGCUGUCGUGCACCACCAUCCUGAUUGAUACGUGGGGUCCACUCAUCUACCAGCACCUGCUCUUUCCGCAUCGAACUGUUUUGCCCCAUGGCCUCUUGAUGCUGUUCAACGUGGGCGACUUUGUUGGCUUGGCCACAUGUCAGCAGGAAACAAGGGAACUCACGGAUUUCUAUGUGGAAAGAUGUGAAAGUGUCCAGAUCAUCUCGGUUUGUGUGAUCGACUUCAUCGGACGCAAAGGAGGCUUUGUAGUAGGCUUCUUUGUGCAGGGCUGCAUUCUUUUGACCCUCUCAGGAGUUCAUGGUCAAGCCCAUAGACUCGGACACUACAGCCUCUAUGUGCAGUCCAUGUUGGGAGUGCAACUGGGCUACGCUGUACAGAUGAGUUGCCUUUCCUACGCCUUUGCGUACUGCAGCAUUAUGUGUCAGCCGACUAUUUGGCCAAUUAUGCAGCGGUGCAGUGGCUGCAGCUGUUUGGUGGUUGUCUCUUCACAGCUGGCGUGUGAACCUCAGGUCAUCGUCACCAUUUUCAACCCACAGGAAACUGCUGGGCAGCCCUUGGCGGAGGGUGGUGCCCGAUCGCGGGUGGCUUCA